CCAGUAGGUACUUUCAAAAUAUAUUAUUUUCUUGUCCUCCACAAUAUAACACUGCAUAACAGUAAAACUACAUUAAAUAACCAUACAAUAAUCUUCACACGUGCUUCAAUAUCUCUGAACGUGUAGAAAAAGUUCAUAGAAAAAACAUACGAGCGUAAGUAAUCCGAGUCACCUGCUACAUAACCUAAAAACAGGGACACAUCGCUCUAUUUACAAAAUAACGGCGAAACAACCCCCAAGCAAUCACUUACGUUUAAGCUCGGUUCGCAAUGGCAAAGCAUCAUCCCGAUUUGAUUUUCUGUAGAAAACAGCCCGGCGUCGCGAUCGGAAGACUGUGCGAGAAAUGCGACGGGAAAUGUGUGAUCUGCGAUUCGUAUGUCCGUCCCUGCACCCUAGUCAGGAUAUGCGACGAAUGCAACUAUGGUUCCUACCAAGGUAGAUGUGUUAUUUGUGGUGGUCCAGGUGUAUCGGACGCUUAUUACUGCAAGGAGUGCACCAUACAGGAAAAAGACAGGGAUGGUUGUCCUAAAAUUGUGAAUUUGGGCAGUUCCAAGACUGACUUGUUCUAUGAAAGGAAGAAAUAUGGGUUCAAGAGACGAUAGUAGAUGUUACUCGAUUAGUUAAAAUUAUACAGGUGCAUUAUUUAUUAAUUGAUGUGUGUUUUUAUAAUUUAUAUAACAGUAUAAGUUGUAUUAAUAAAGAUUUCGAAUUAUA
Aethina tumida (small hive beetle) is the source of this 714-nucleotide messenger RNA. Its product is annotated as PHD finger-like domain-containing protein 5A. The record is from RefSeq and is a predicted model, not a curated record. NCBI's taxonomy places the organism in Eukaryota, Metazoa, Arthropoda, Insecta, Coleoptera, Nitidulidae. Gene Ontology annotation, cellular component: catalytic step 2 spliceosome; precatalytic spliceosome; U12-type spliceosomal complex. The coding region runs from base 270 to 602 and encodes 110 amino acids. The transcript is spliced from 2 exons. Gene Ontology annotation, biological process: mRNA splicing, via spliceosome.